Messenger RNA from Bursaphelenchus okinawaensis, 456 nucleotides. Lineage: Eukaryota; Metazoa; Nematoda; Chromadorea; Rhabditida; Aphelenchoididae. The record is from the annotation of a GenBank genome assembly.
AUGCCAGGUGGUCCUCCAGGGCAGAUCACACACGGCAAGUCGUCUUCUGGAGCCAAUUCCACGUCCAGACCAUCUUCACCUGACCGUCCAGGCAUACCAGCAUCUCCAGGAUUGCCGUCCUCACCAGGUGGGCCAGGAUUACCUGGCAUACCACUGGGACAGUUGAGUGGGUUACAUCCUUGGCAGAUCUGUCGUUCCCAAGGGUUUCUUUUAGUCCUAGCUGAGAAGAAAAUGGCAUUUUUGGCUAGUUCACCGGUCUUGGGAUCAUGGACUGACACAGCUGGAUUGGGGUGCAAUUCAGACCAGAUCUUGUUGGUUUCCAGCCGGAAAUUGUUGGCUUUUUGUUCGAUAAAGUACUUGUGGUCAUUGGCACGACUGAACAAAAGUGGUACUGAUACUAGUAGAGAGAUGGUCGUGAUGGCACUUAUAGCUGUUGUAGCCAAGGCAAAAUGGUAA